CCACAAGUCAUAAUUUGCAGCGAGCAAUCCAAGCUAGCUAGUUAUCCGAAGAUGGCGGCUUGUAGACGUGUUCCUCUUCUGCUUUUGAUGUCUGUCUUUUUGUAUAUGCAUCCCAUUCGAGGACAGAAAUCUGCGAACAGUGUAAUCGCCAAUACUGCAGUUAGGGUUAAUAUCCAGGCUCAAAAUCAAGCCGCAGUUCCGGCUGCUGUAAAUGGAGGUUCUCCAGUCGUCGCGGCCUCGCCACCUCGUAGACGCACCAGCGGCUGGAAGCUGGCCGAAGAGGGGGCUUGUCGGGAGGACUUGACCAGGCUUUGUCCAAAACAUUCCUGGAACAAUAACCUGGCUGUGCUUGAGUGCCUCCAGGAUAGGAAAGAGGAAACCGAGAUCGCUGCUGACUGCAACCAUCUCCUGUGGAACUACAAGCUGAACCUGACGACUGACCCCAAGUUUGAGUCUGUGGCUGUGGAGGUGUGCAAGACCACCAUCUCCGACAUAAAAGAAUGUGCGGCGGAGGAGAGAGGAAAGGGCUACCUGGUUUCCUGCCUGGUGGAUCACCGUGGCAACAUCACGGAGUACCAGUGCAACCAGUACAUCACCAAGAUGACCAGCAUCGUGUUCAGCGACUACCGCCUCAUCUGUGGCUUCAUGGACAAUUGUCGCGAGGACAUCAACAGCCUGCACUGUGGCAGCAUAUCCACCGGCGAGAAGGAUGUGCACUCCCAAGGUGAGGUGAUAGCAUGCCUGGAGAAGGGUCUGGUCAGGGAGGCAGAGGAGCAGCCUGGGGCCCAUGCCAUCAGGCCUGACUGUAAGAAGGCCAUCAUGCGUGUGGCCGAACUUUCCUCAGACGACUUCCACCUGGAUAGAUACCUCUACUUUUCCUGCCGGGAGGACCGGGAGCGCUUCUGUGAAAAUACUCCAGCCGGAGAGGGCAGAGUUUACAAGUGUCUCUUCAACCACAAGUUUGAGGAGGCCAUGUCUGAAAAGUGCAGAGAGGCCCUGACCACGCGUCAGAAGCUGAUUACCCAGGACUACAAGGUGAGCUACUCCCUGGCCAAGGCCUGCAAGACAGACCUGAGGAAGUACCACUGCAGCGUGGACACCAACAUGCCCCGCGCCCGCGAGGCACGCCUCUCCUACCUGCUGCUCUGUCUGGAGUCUGCCGUACACAGAGGUCGUGCGGUGAGCGGUGAGUGUCAGGGGGAGAUGUUAGACUACAGGAGGAUGUUGAUGGAGGACUUCUCUCUGAGCCCUGAGAUCGUGCUGCACUGCCGUGGGGAGAUCGAGGCCCACUGCUCCGGCCUCCACCGCAAGGGACGUACCCUGCACUGCCUCAUGAGGGUGGGCCGAGGAGACAUGGGCACCAUCGACAACCUCUGCCAGAAAGCUCUACAAACCCUGAUCCAGGAGGCUGAUCCUGGGGCAGACUACCGUAUUGACCGGGCCCUGAACGAGGCUUGUGAGUCUGUCAUCCAGACCGCCUGCAAACACAUCCGCAACGGAGACCCCAUGAUCCUGUCUUGUCUGAUGGAGCACCUGUACACCGAGAAGAUGGUGGAGGACUGUGAACACCGGCUGCUGGAACUGCAGUACUUCAUAGCACGGGACUGGAAACUGGACCCCAUCCUCUAUAAGAAGUGCCAGGGCGAUGCCUCCCGCCUGUGCCACGCCCACGGCUGGAACGAGACAAGUGAGAUGAUGCCACCUGGUGCCAUCUUCUCCUGUCUGUACCGCCACGCCUACCGCACAGAGGAGCAGGGACGGCGGCUGUCCCGAGACUGUAAAGUGGAGGUGCAGCGUAUCCUCCACCAGAGGGCGCUGGAUGUGAAGCUGGACCCAGAGCUGCAGAGACGCUGUAUGACUGACCUGGGGAAGUGGUGCAGUGAGAAAACUGAGUCUGGACAGGAACUGGAGUGUCUACAGGACCACCUAGAGGAGCUGGUGUCAGAGUGCAGGGAUGUGGUGGGCAACCUGACUGAACUGGCGUCUGAGGACAUUCAGAUUGAGACCCUGCUGAUGAGAGCCUGUGAGCCAGUCAUCCAGUCGCACUGUCACGAGGUGGCAGAUAACCAGAUCGACACGGGGGAUCUGAUGGAGUGUCUGGUGCAAAACAAACACCAGAAGGAGAUGAACGACAAGUGUGCUGUGGGAGUCACACAUUUCCAACUGGUCCAGAUUAAGGACUUCCGUUUCUCCUACAAGUUUAAGAUGGCCUGCAAAGAGGAUGUGCUCAAACUCUGCCCUAACAUCAAGAAGAAGGUGGAUGUAGUGCUCUGUCUAAGCACCACGGUGAGGAACGACACUCUUCAGGACGUCAAGGAGCAGCGCGUGUCUGUCAAGUGUCGUAAGCAGCUGAGGGUGGAGGAGCUGGAGAUGUCUGAGGAUGUUCGUCUGGAGCCUGAGCUCUACGACUCCUGUAAGCAGGACAUCGGGAGGCUGUGCCAGAACGUGGCCUUCGGGAAUGCACAGGUGAUAGAAUGUCUGAAGGAGAACAAGAGGCAGCUGACCCAGCGCUGUCACCACAGGGUGUUCAAGCUGCAGGAGGUAGAGAUGAUGGACCCAGAGCUGGACUUCCAACUCAUGAGGGUCUGCAAGCAGAUGAUUCGGCGGUUCUGUACUGAGGCUGAUGCCAAGAACAUGCUGCAGUGCCUGAAGCAGAACAAAAACAGCGAGCUGAUGGACCCCAAGUGUAAACAGAUGAUCACAAAGAGACAGAUCACACAGAAUACAGACUACAGGUUGAACCCAGUGCUGAGGAAGUCGUGUAAGGCUGACAUCCCUAAAUUCUGCCAAAGCAUCCUGAACAAGGCUACAGGAGACAGUGAGCUGGAGGGACAGGUUGUCUCCUGCCUCAAACUCAAAUAUGCAGACCAGCGUCUGUCUCCAGACUGUGAGGACCAGAUCAGAGUGAUCCUACAGGAGUCAGCCCUGGACUACAGACUGGACCCGCAGCUGCAGAUUCACUGCACUGAUGAGAUCUCUCGGCUGUGUCCAGAGGAGGCUGCGGCCCAGGAGCAGACCGGUCAAGUAGAGGAGUGUCUUAAAGUCAACCUUCUCAAGAUCAAAGUGGAGGGCUGCAAGAAGGAGGUUCUGAACAUUCUGAAGGAGAGUAAAGCAGACAUCUUUGUGGACCCUGUCCUCCACACGGCCUGCGCUCUGGACAUCAAGCACCAGUGUGCUGCCAUUCCACCAGGACGAGGGCGCCAGAUGUCCUGUCUGAUGGAGGCUCUGCAGGACAAGAGGGUGCGUCUGCAGCCAGAGUGUAAGAAGAGACUGCAGGACCGCAUCGACAUGUGGAGCUACGCUGCCAAGGUGGCCCCGGCCGAAGGCUUCUCAGACCUGGCCAUGCAGGUGAUGACCUCACCCUCCAAGACCUACAUCCUGGCUAUGAUUGGCCUGAGCGUGUGCAUUCUCUUCCUGUUUGGCCUGCUGUGUGGCCGCAUGACCAAGCGAUUAAUGCAGGAGCAGAAGGACAGGUAGAGAGAGGGGCCACAGAACCAGGACAGGGCCCUCACUCAACAUAGCCCCAGCUGCCCUGACCUUAGCCUGGCUCUAUGUACAAACCAUCUCCUUUUUAUCCUCCUCUUCUGCCUCCUCCACAUCCCUCCCCGAGACUGGCUUCUAGGGGGAGCCAGCCAUUCGAGCUUCUGUCAUCAUUGCUAUGCUGUCAGAGGGCCACGUAGGGAGCGGGCCUAGAUUACCCAGUCUACCCUAUAGUAGUUGGUUUCACUGGUGUGAGAGUGGACAUGCCCCGACUGUGAGACCGACUCAUAACCCCUCCACCAUCUCCACUCCAGUGUCUGACUGAUGUUCUGAAGUUAUACAGGAUACUUCUAGAAGGACGCUGCCGCCACCUGUUUGUCCUCCAUCGCUCCACUGCUAACCAGCUAACGCUAACAGACCUGUACCGUCGGGCGGCCCAGUUAAGCCUGCCCAAUGGGGCAAAAGCAAAAAUUCUGGAUUCUGCUUUUGGUUUCUCUUGCAGUGGUUUUCUUUUUUUGCUUUAUCUCAUUUAGAGGUAAUAUUUCUUUACAGAUGUUUUCUGUGGGGUAGAAGGGGAGGUAGCUUCACAAUAAACAGCAAGAGUUAUGUGAGAGAGACAGAAAGAAUGUCUCCAUACUUAUGUUCUUCCCGAGAGGCUUUCAAUGAUUUCAGUACUGAUACAUUGCUUUUAGUGUGAGUGGUUGUGAGAAUGAAAGUGUGUGAAAUGGGAGUGUUAACUGUUUUUCUAUUACAUUGUUGUUCUUCUCCUGAGAGGGCGGUGGGGAGGGGGGGGUUGACUGACUUCAGGUUGCCCAUGUUUAUUACAUUCACUGAUUUGCCAUGAGACUGCCAGGUGUGAAUUGUCCUCCACCGACUGAGCCGCAGAGGAGAGGAGUCACACAGCCUACAGUAUAUUAGAUCAGUUGUACACUUAUAAUAACUGAUGAUAAAUAAUAUUGAUUCCUCAAUUUGUCAUUAUACUGACAGACCUGGCAGUGUAUCAUAGAUGGCUCCAGUGCCAAUGCUAACCGAAUGGGUGGUAUGGUAGAGAAACGGUUAGCAUUGACCAGAUGGCUGGACAUCCAGGCGAGUAGUCUCUCACAUUUCUCUCAAGGUACUCAGAGUUAACAAUGGGCAUUUCAAAGUUGGAGAGCUGGGUCUAGGUGGUCUGAUUGGACACAACACUGGUGACAGACGGUGCAGCAAGAUAUGUCUAAUUUUGAACACUAACAUUUCCAUAGCUUCCCAUGUAGCAGAUCUAAGCCAAGGGUAUCUAGCGGUGUUAGGAUGGUGGUAGAAGGGGUCAAGAACAAUGCAAAAAAAAAAUAAAGACACGUUCUUAUAGAGAAGUUUUUGUUUGAAAUUAUACUGGAACCAUUGCACAUUUAUGUUAUUUUAGUUAUAUAUGCGCAGUACCAGUCAAAUGUUUGGAAACAUACUCAUUCAAGGAUUUCUCUUUAUUUUGACUAUUUUCUACGUUGUAAAAUAAUAUAGUGAAGACAUCAACUAUGAAAUAAGUGUAGUAACCAAAAAAAAGUGUUAAACAAAUAAAAUGAUAUAUUUGAGAUUCUUCAAAUAGCUAUCCUUUGCUUUGAUGACAGCGUUGCACACUCUUGGCAUUUUCUCAACCAGCUUCACCUGGAAUGCUUUUCAAACAGUCUUGAAGGAGUUUCCACAUAUGCUGAGCACUUGUUGGGUGCUUUUCUUUCACUCUGGUCCAACUCAUCCCAAACGAUCUCAAUUGGGUUGAGGUCAGGUGAUUAUGGAGACUAGGUCAUCUGAUACAGCACUCCAUCAGUUUCCUUGGUCAAAUAGCCCUUACACGUCCUGGUGGAGUUUGGUAAUUGUCCUGUUGAAAAACAAAUGAUAGUCCCACUAAGCACAAACCAGAAUGGAUGGCGUAUCGCUGCAUAAUGCUGUGGUAGCCAUGCUGGUUAAGUGUGCCUUGAAUUCUAAAUAAAUCACUGACAGUGUCACCAGAGAAGCACCUUCACACUUCCUCCAUGCUUCACGGUGGGAACCGCACCAAAAAUCUCACAUUUGUACAGGCCAAAGGACACAUUUCCACUGGUCUAAUGUCCAUUACUCGUGUUUCUUGGUCCAAGGAAGCCUCUUCUUAUUGGUGUCCUUUAGUAGUUUCUUUGCAGGACUUUGACUACAAAGCACACCUAUUAAUUGAAAUGCAUUCCAGGUGACUACCUCAUGAGGCUGGUUGAGAGAAUGCCAAGUGUGCAAAGCAGUCAAGGCAAAUGGUGGCUACUUUGAAGAAUCUCAAAUAUAAAAUAUAUUUUGAUUUAACACUUUUUCUGGUUACCACAUGAUUCCAUAUGUGUUAUUUCAUGUCUUCACUAUUAUUCUACAAUGUAGAAAAUAGUAAAAAUAAAGACAUCCUUGAAUGAGGUGUGUCCAAACAUUUGACUGGUACUGUAAAUUGUUUGGUCCUAGCCUUAUUUAUUUGUUUACUAAUGGUCAAAGUUUGAGUCCUUUUUUGAUUUGAAUGUUCUCUUGUUGCCUUUUCUCCAGAGCCCCACAGUGGUGUCAAAAUACUCGUAAAACCUAGUGGUCAAACAGGGAAAUGGUUUCAAUGAGUUUUUCACAGGGGAUUUUAGAAACACUUAAGGGCUGUGUUUCAUGUAGGCUUACCCUGGCGUGACGUUUGGAUAACCAUAUGAAUCUCAAUCCGACAAGAUGACUUAUCAAUAUAUUUGGCUCUAUUUACUCUGAUUCGAAAAUGCAAAUUAGCAUAAAAGUAGACAUGCAAAACUACAAAUCCAUGCUGACACCUUCGCUAACAGGUAUUGUGUCAAUUUAAAACUUGCACAAGACAAUUCACAGAAUUAUCCAUUUAAAGCAAAGUAGCCAAUUUUGUUCAUUACUACAUUUAGUUAACAUUGGAUAGUUAAUCCAGAGCUUUUUACCAUUUGAACCAUUUCCCCGUUUGACCACUAGGUUUUAUGGGUAUUAAGACACAUACUGUGGUACUCUAUUGCCUGUAUAGCCAAAGGCUUUCACCUUCGAGUGAAGCCUGGGAGCUGAGGGUGGUGGUGGGGGGGGCUUUGGUGUUGUCACUCCAGGAGCUUCUUUCUUCAGUGCGGGAAUGAAUUCUGUCUGCUGCCAUUUUUGUUUCAGUUAUUACUCAAAAGUACUUAUUCAGAUGGGGCUUAAACUUUAACCAAUCCAGUCAGAGGAAAGCCCUCUCAACGAGAAGAGUUCAAAGGCAUUUUCAUGAUGAUGAUUCAACAAUUGUUUUCGCAAAACAAACUGUCAUGCCAUUUAAAUGGGAUUUUAGUAGUUUUUCUCCUAUUGCUACUAUGUCAUUGCCUUGUUCUUGAAUUGGUGUGAGUCCUUCCUUCCUUCCUUCCUUCCUUGCUUGUAAAAACAGUUGAUAAUUUGACUUGUAAAAUGGACUCUGCUGUCAUGAUCCAGAAGGUAGAUUGGUCAAUGCGUGCCUACUCUGACAAUCCCAGAUAGUGUUCCUUCAUGUAUGUACAUAAAGUGUGUGUAAGAUAGGGAUCAUUCAUGUAUGUACAUAGUGUGUGUGUAUACAUAUACCACAGGCCCCUGGCCCACUCCUAACACCCCUUCAAACUGAGCAAAGGUGUGUAUGUGCACCCCUCAAAGCGGUUAUACCCCAACUUGGGAGAGGGGUAACCUUCUAACAGACGCCUAGAAAAGAACUCAUGGCUUUUUUUUUGUUGCCAGCACUCCUCUCUUGUGCUAUCCAGACUGCAUUAAAUACUGUUGAGUCGUUCUACUGUUGCUUACUGUUAUUUCUGUCUGUCAAAAGCUUUCAUCAAGUCAAAAUGAAAUGAUAACUUUAACAAUGACUAUAACAUGAUUUAAGAUUAUGAUAAAAUGUUUUGUAAAAUGUGUUUUAAAUUUAUGGAGGUCCUUUGCUUUCAUCUCUGAUUAUGCCAUGUACUUGAGAUGUAACAGAAUAACGUAUUUCCCUGGUUUAGAUUUUUGUUCUGUACAGAUGAAGUUGGACAAUUUGUUAAUAAAGACUGCAGGUUUUUA
Oncorhynchus masou masou (cherry salmon) is the source of this 7497-nucleotide messenger RNA. RefSeq names its product Golgi apparatus protein 1-like. Lineage: Eukaryota; Metazoa; Chordata; Actinopteri; Salmoniformes; Salmonidae. The transcript has 25 exons. Bases 52 to 3477 code for a protein of 1141 amino acids. The record is from RefSeq and is a predicted model, not a curated record. Gene Ontology annotation, molecular function: fibroblast growth factor binding. Gene Ontology annotation, cellular component: Golgi membrane.